Molecule: messenger RNA, 605 nt
Organism: Galdieria sulphuraria
Lineage: Eukaryota; Rhodophyta; Bangiophyceae; Galdieriales; Galdieriaceae
Product: DNA polymerase epsilon subunit 4
Exons: 3
Coding region: 44-391 (115 amino acids)
Cellular component (GO): nucleus; CHRAC
Molecular function (GO): protein heterodimerization activity
Source: RefSeq, a predicted model, not a curated record
ACACUUUUGGCGCCAUCUUUUUUUCUUUCUUAAAUGGGGGAGGAUGGUCGUUGACGACCCUAUGGAACAGUCAACUGUAAAGACAAUAUGGACACUUCCACAAUCACGAGUAAAAAAGAUAAUGAAACUGGAUGAAGACUCGUUACUUGUGCGGGAAGAAACAGUAGCCGUGGUUACCAAAGCAACAGAACUAUUUGUGGAUUAUUUGGUAAAAGAAAGUAUCAAAGAUAACAAGGAUAAGUUGAGUUACAAGGCCCUGUCAGAAACUGUUCAUUCCGUUCCAGCACUACACUUUUUACGAGAGGUAGUUCCAGAAAAACUAAGUGGUGAGUACUUGUUGUUUCGAGAUGGUGGUCCUGAAAAAGAAGAAGCAAUACAACAAGUAGAAUAGAAACAGGAUAAACCCUUCUUGCUAGUCGACCACUCUAUGCCUCUCGGCUGCAAGUGGAACGUAAAGAGGAUGAGUGUAGAAGUUGAGAUUCUGGCCAGUGAAACCGUGCACUGGAAUAGUUGCUUUGGCAACUAAGAACGACGCUGUUGUUGUUGUUACUAUUAUUAUUUCUUGUUGGCGAUAAAAUGGCUUUGGGUAAUUGAUAGAUUGUGCA